AACAUCACGAAAAAUUACAACAAAAACAAAAAAAAAACUGAAUGCAAACAUAAAUUAAACGAUUUUUAGCAAAAACAAAUGAUGCUUUAAAAUGUAUGUUCAAAGAGAGCGCAAGACCACAAUCAAUUAAGGCAAUUGAAGAGAGGGCGAGAAGAGCUUUUGGAGUUGUGGCAGCAAUUAUGCAAGUUGCAAGUGCGGCAAACGCAAUACAAUAACAAACUGUACUUGCUGGUAAGUGCAACGUUUGGUGGCAACAACAAUUGGUUUCACACACACAAACACACAUGCAGACACAGACUGGUACACAAAUUUAGGAACACACCGCACAAAAUGAAUACAAAACAUUCCGAACCAUUUUAUAUAUCUGGCAGUUUGUUUGAUAACAGACGCCUAAAGCGACGUCUGGACAGAUGGUUGGAGCGACAGAGACAGCAACAACUGCAGCAGCAGCAACAACAACUGCAGCAGCAACAACUUUAUAUGACACACUUGGGGACAUUUAAAGGGAGACGACGUUGUCAUUUAAUGUUAUCACGACGUCAUGUGGCUGCCACACUGCCAGCGGAUAUAACCAUAGAUCUGCUGUCGGAUGAGGAGGAGCAGGAGCAGGAGAAGAGAGAGAAGGAGCAGCAGGAGCAGAGAAAGAGAGAGAGGCAACUAUUCAACGCACACUUACAGCUGUCUACAGUGCCGAACAUCACACUAGUGCCAGUUGAGCUGGCGCAUCACAGUGCCAACUUCAACUCCAGCAUGUUGUUAAGCUGCUCAAACUAUGGCCAAGUCACCUCCACAACAACAACAACAGCAACUGUAAAUGAUAGCAUUGUCUUGACCAGUGAUGAGGAGCAGGAUUUACAUUGUCAGUCACUGUUUAACAGGCGUUCACCGCCGCCUUUAGCGCCACUCACAUUCAGCGACUCCCUGGAGGAAGUGACUGUAUCCCUGGUGCCGCGUCAUGCAACAACUGCCAAUUGUCAGCAGCGACAGCGACGUCGGCAGCGAGGCAACAAUCACAACAACAACAACACUCCUAUAACCACAACAAAUGUAAACAAUGUGGACAGUGAAUUCAGCGAUCUAAACAGCGCUUUACCCGAUGAAACCACUGUGCACACAGUGAUUGCCAAUCGUAUCUACGAGCUGUCACUCAGUAAACUGCGAGAAGGACUCGCCUCGAGUGGUGUGCCGGAAUACGCGCAGGAUCUGUUGCCGGAGCAGCUGCAGAAGCUGUCGCCGGCAAUGCGCGCCAAGGUGGCGCCUCUGGUUGCCCCCUCGCCCCCUGCACCAAUCUCCUUGAAGCUGUCGAGUGAUUUAAGCAUAUCACUGAUCUCAGAUGACGACGACUGUUGCGAGGCUGGUGGCAAUACUGGCAGCGCCAGUGGCAACGGCAACAACUCUGCCAGCAACAACUCCGAGCUACUGCAUCCCGUUUUGGCCGCUGCCGAGGCGCAUGCUGCUGCCAAGCUGCUGAAGCAGCAGCAACCGCAGCUGUCCGUCGUACAGCACCUUCAGUAUCCGGGUCAUCAUACGCCCGUAUCCGUAGCCGUAUCCCUGCCUGUGAUGGCCGACAGAGCGCCAACCUUGCUGCCAUCCACGAGACGCCGCAAACUAGGUUAAAGCUAAAUACAACAAUCAUUCCCGAACCCGAACCAGAACCGACCUAAACAGAUACGAACCGAACUGAACCGAAGUGACCCAAUCACCUCACAGUUAGUCAGGUAAUUGCUUUGACCACGAAUCCUCAAAAAAGACACAAAUGUAGCUGAUGGAUUAUUCAAACAUUCUAUUUAAAUUUUGAUCAUACAAAUUAAUUUCAUAUCUUAUUUCUGAUAUACAUUUUUAUUUAUACAUCAUAGAAUUACUCUGUUUUCCAAUUAUAAUUCAAUCAAAUAGGAAAAUAAUUGUUAUUCUAUGAUUUCUAAAUUUUAAUUUAUUUACUACUUACCACGAAUCCCAAAAUAAGAUACAAAUAUCUGCUUGAAUGACAUAAUCAUAGAUGGAUUAUCCUUAAAUCAGGAUAAACAUUUGCUUUUUAUCAUAUACAAAUUAACUUUCCCUCUUAUUUUUGAUGUAACAAUUAAACUUCAAUUUAUAUUUGUAAAUCAUA
Messenger RNA from Drosophila innubila, 2107 nucleotides. RefSeq names its product protein a6. Bases 331 to 1617 code for a protein of 428 amino acids. The record is from RefSeq and is a predicted model, not a curated record. Lineage: Eukaryota; Metazoa; Arthropoda; Insecta; Diptera; Drosophilidae. The transcript has 2 exons.